UGUGGUGUUUACCGGUAUUUAUGGCGAUGGCUGCUUUCGCGAGGUCGCAGCGUGUUGCAAGAUUUGGAAAUGUUUUACUUAGAAAUGAAACGUUAUUCAUUCGUCCUUCUGUGCAGAGACCAGUCAUAUUGAAACAACAGUUGACAGGGCUAGGUGUUCACUUGCGUCUUCUGAGCACCCGAAGUGAGGCGGCGGCAUCACCAGAUCCGGAAUCUGACUACCACACCAUCAUAAAGGAUACUGAGAAGGGAACAGGUUCCAGCGACAAACAUGAAUUCCAGGCGGAGACGCGGAUGCUGCUGGAUAUUGUUGCCAAGUCGCUCUACUCCGAGAAGGAGGUGUUCGUGCGGGAGCUGAUCUCGAACGCCAGCGACGCACUAGAGAAGCUGCGUUACCUGAGGCUGACUGGCGAAGUCUGUGAGGAGUCUGACGCCCGGCCGCUGGAGAUCCACAUCGCCACCGACAAGCAGAAGAGGAUGCUUACCAUACAGGAUACUGGAGUCGGCAUGACAAAAGAAGAUCUGGUUUCAAACCUUGGCACCAUCGCGCGGUCCGGUUCCAAGGCUUUCCUGGAACAGCUGAAGACGUCAGGUGCCUCUGAGGACUCAUCAUCCAUCAUUGGCCAGUUUGGAGUUGGUUUCUAUUCGAGCUUCAUGGUAGCAGAUAGUGUUGAGGUGUUCACAAAAUCGAGUCAGGUAGAGGACAGUCCUGGCUUCAGGUGGAGUUCUGAUGGGACAGGGACAUAUGAAAUUCAAGAAGCAGAAGGUGUACAGCCUGGAACGAAGAUUGUUCUGCAUCUAAAACAAGAAAAUCGAGAGUUCAGUGAUGAAGAUACAGUCAGCGGUAUUAUAAAGAAGUACAGCAACUUUGUUGGAAGUCCGAUCUUUCUGAAUGGAAAGCAAGCAAAUACAAUACAGCCCCUGUGGUUGAUGGACGCCAAAGAUGUGACCCCUGAAAUGCAUGACGAGUUCUACAGAUUCAUUGGCACUUCAUAUGACAGGCCCCGAUUCACUCUACACUACAAGACUGAUGCACCACUGUCCCUGCGAGCGCUGCUGUACUUCCCUGAGGGGAAGCCAGGUUUGUUUGAGCUGAGUCGUGAUACUGAGACGGGAGUCUCUCUGUACAGUCGCAAGGUGCUGAUCAAGAACAAGACAGAUAACAUCCUGCCAAAAUGGCUGCGCUUUGUCAAAGGUGUCGUGGACUCGGAAGACAUCCCCUUGAACUUGAGCCGAGAGUUGCUUCAAAACAGUGCCCUCAUCAGGAAACUGCGAAAAGUGCUGACAAAUCGAGUUCUGCGAUUUCUCCAUGAUAAGUCAACCAAGGAUCCAGCAGAGUUUGAUAAAUUCUAUAAGGAUUAUGGCAUGUUCCUCAAGGAGGGCAUUGUGACCACUAAUGAGCAGUUUGAGAAGGAGGAAAUAGCAAAGCUGCUGAGAUUCGAAUCUUCGCGAUGUGGCGAGGGAGACAAAGUGACCCUCCCGCAGUACCGCAGCCGACUAGCAGCAGGCCAGAGGGACAUCUUCUACCUAGCAGCACCCAGUCGAACUUUGGCCGAGUCCUCUCCGUAUUUUGAAGCACUGAAACAAAAGGAUGUAGAGGUGUUGUUUUGCUAUGAACCAUAUGAUGAACUCGUGUUGAUGCAGCUCCGUCAAUUUGACAGCCAUAACCUUACUUCUGUGGAGAAGGAGAUGCGGCAGGAUAGGGAAUCAGAUGACCUUACAGAUCUUGGAGCAGACAGCCUCAAGCGCAGUGAGGUAGAGGCACUUGUACCUUGGGUCAAGAAGACACUAGCUGGCAUGGUACAGAAUGUGCGAGUGACUAAAAGGCUGGAUGCUCACCCAUGUGUUGUGACAGUAGAAGAGAUGGCAGCUGCCAGACACUUCAUCCGUACCCAGUCGCACCUUAUGAAUUCAGAGAGUCGCUAUGCCCUCCUGCAGCCACAACUGGAACUCAAUCCUCGACAUCCCAUCAUUAAGAAACUUAGCACAUUGACCACAACCAAUGCAAAGUUGGCCGAGCUGGUUACGAAACAGCUGUUUGCUAAUGCCAUGUUGUCAGCUGGGCUUGUAGAUGAUCCUCGCACACUCCUGACGAGUAUGAAUGAACUCCUGACACUUGCGCUUGAGAAGCACUGACAGCAUUGAGGUGACUGUUACGUUUAAAAUGUCAGAGGUAACUUGCUGCUGCUGGAUUUGCAGAAAUGUGUGUUCCUCGGAGUUCUGUUUUGUUGUGUUCGGCAACUCACAUGGGUAAUGCUUCCAUUCCUAUAUAAGUUCUUGAAGAUUGUACAGAAAAUGUCAUUCAGUAAUUGGCUGCAAGCAUAGGUAUCCCCCAGCUUAUAUGAUUCCAGUUUGUGUAAAUCUGCAUUUGCACUAUUUCCUGUGAGUUUAGGUAAAUUUUCAUGUGUCUGUCCUCUAAAGUAUUGCCAUCAGGGAGAAAAUGUUAGUUACAUGACAAUUCUUGGGGAAUGGAGCAAUUGUGAGUUGGGGGAUACCUCUACCUAGAAGUGCUGUACUUUGUACAUUUCUAUUUACAUCCUGACAGGUUUUUAUGGCUCACAAAAGGAUGCAAUUAUCAGUUACAUCAGUAGCAGUUUCAAAAGUAAAUAUUGUUGCAUUUCUUAUGUUGUCAAUGUUAAAACAACUUAUGUGAAUAAAGUUCUGUUUUUUA
Messenger RNA from Cryptotermes secundus, 2670 nucleotides. RefSeq names its product heat shock protein 75 kDa, mitochondrial (gene Trap1). Gene Ontology annotation, biological process: protein folding. Gene Ontology annotation, molecular function: ATP hydrolysis activity; ATP binding; protein kinase binding. Bases 21 to 2135 code for a protein of 704 amino acids. NCBI's taxonomy places the organism in Eukaryota, Metazoa, Arthropoda, Insecta, Blattodea, Kalotermitidae. The transcript has 17 exons. The record is from RefSeq and is a predicted model, not a curated record. Gene Ontology annotation, cellular component: mitochondrial inner membrane.